Molecule: messenger RNA, 1902 nt
Organism: Eremomyces bilateralis CBS 781.70
Lineage: Eukaryota; Fungi; Ascomycota; Dothideomycetes; Eremomycetales; Eremomycetaceae
Product: DUF254-domain-containing protein
Exons: 3
Coding region: 1-1902 (633 amino acids)
Biological process (GO): protein targeting to vacuole; vesicle-mediated transport
Cellular component (GO): fungal-type vacuole membrane; Mon1-Ccz1 complex
Source: RefSeq, a predicted model, not a curated record
AUGGCAGAAGAACAGCUAGUUCCCAUCGGAUUGCCCGACCUGCCGCAAGGCAAUUCGAAGAUCCAGCUUGUCGAUAAUGCAUCGAGCUCGCUAUCGAAAGGGAGCGAUCCAUCCUCUCACGAAGACACGUCAAGAGAAGGAACACCUCCACCACUUCCGCCUCGUGCAAAGCGUGUCUUCGAUCUCCACAACGAUGCCCCGCCCGGGACUCAACGAACGACAUCGAGCAGCACCCGCCCCUCUCUAUCCUCUAAAGCCACUACGGCCCUUUCGUCGGUGGAUAUCCACAGCGAAUCACACUUAGAUCCACGAACACUGCCAAGUUCAAGGCAUGGAAGCAAUGAUUUUGGUGAUACCGCCAGCAUAAGGAGCGUGAAGAGUACCCGUAGCUCAUGGAGCGUUGCUCCUACGUUAGAAGCGGAAGACGUGGAGAGUCUACUAGGUGAUGUCUUAGCGGGCAGGGAAAACACAACCUGGAAGCUGUUGGAAUCUCACGGUAUGAGUGCCUCGGCGGAUGAGCUCUUCCAGGAAGAUGCAAACUUCGAGAAGGCGUUUAAGGAGGAGUUCGAGGAACUUGAGGAGAUGAAAUCCGAUGGCUCGAAUGGAGAUGCAGUCAUCAAACAAUGGAAUUCUAAGCUCAAACACUUUCUCAUCCUCUCAUCUGCCGGGAAACCGAUAUGGAGCCGCCAUGGAGAUGGCCAACUCAUCGCCAGCAAUAUCGGAGUCAUACAAACCAUCAUAUCUUUCUACCAGAGCACGAACGAUGUCCUCAAGAGCUUCACGGCUGGCGAUGUCCGUUUUGUGAUCAUUUCGAAGGGGUACCUUAACCUCGUCGCAAUAAGUCGGCUUGGAGAAAGUGACUCACAGUUAAGGAUCCAGCUCGAGGCGCUGUAUAUGCAGAUACUGUCGACACUAACCCUUCCGAACAUGGAGCGCAUGUUUUCAAACCGCCCAUCAACCGACUUACGAAGACCCCUUCAAGGGACAGAGAUGCUACUCUCUGCUCUCGCCGAUGGCUUCACAAGAGGCUCGCCCUCCACCCUGCUUUCCGCACUAGAGUGUUUGCGGAUGCGCAAGGCUCAUCGAACUACAAUCAACAACACGUUUCUUAAGAGUCGCUCUUCGAGCCUUCUCUACGGGUUGAUUGUAGCUGGUGGGAGGCUUGUCAGCGUUGUACGGCCGAAAAAACACUCCCUGCAUCCCGGAGACCUGCAGCUUAUUUUCAACAUGCUGUUUGAAGCCGGAAGUGUCAAAGCAGGAGGUGGUGAAAACUGGAUCCCCCUUUGUCUUCCAGGUUUUAAUAAUACCGGCUACCUAUACAUGUACGUCAGCUUCCUUAACCUCGACAAAUUCUCCGAGGACGUCACUGAACGGCCUUCAACGUCUUCCGGGGAAGAGGAGGUGGCCAUUAUCCUCAUCAGUGCGAAUAAGGAGGGGUUCUUUGACCUGCAGGACAUGCGCCAUGAGCUCGUGGAACAGUUGAGAAAGAAUGGCAGUCUUGAGGUGAUACGACAAGCGGUUCAAAGAGGAAGACCAUCGUGCACCGAUAUCCUUCCUGGCUCAGUCUUAAGGCACUUUCUCUACAAGUCAAAGAACAAUGUCCAAUUCGCCAUGCCAUCGUACGAGCCAAGUUUUGAAACCGAGAUCGAGAAAAGAAGGCUUCAUACGUUGUAUUCCCAUCUUCACGCAACCCUUCAUACAAAACCAACCCAUCCAAAAAUUCAUCAUGCCAUCACUCCAACCCACAUCAGUCUGGCCUGGAGCGCCCCCACAUUCGAGUUGUAUGCCGUCGCGCCAGCCCACACUCCACGAACCGCUCUCGCGCAAGCAGCUAGCCGGUUGGUAAGCUGGGUCCGCAAAGAAGAAAACCGCCUCUUCCUCAUCGGCGGCGCAGUGUUCUAG